Messenger RNA from Tarenaya hassleriana, 1887 nucleotides. Its product is annotated as probable inorganic phosphate transporter 1-7. Gene Ontology annotation, biological process: transmembrane transport; phosphate ion transport. The record is from RefSeq and is a predicted model, not a curated record. Lineage: Eukaryota; Viridiplantae; Streptophyta; Magnoliopsida; Brassicales; Cleomaceae. The coding region runs from base 123 to 1733 and encodes 536 amino acids. Gene Ontology annotation, molecular function: phosphate transmembrane transporter activity. The transcript is spliced from 2 exons. Gene Ontology annotation, cellular component: membrane.
UCUCACACUAAUUUUCCCGAGAAACAAACACUCCCUCUUUUCUCUCCGACAAGAAAAAUCUUGGACAAGGAACAAGACAACGCUGUUUCUCGAUCUCGUCUACGUAGGAAAAGAAGAGAUCAAUGGCGGGUGAUCAACUGCAGGUUCUAAACGCACUUGACGUGGCGAAAACGCAAUGGUACCAUUUCACAGCGAUUAUAAUCGCGGGAAUGGGAUUCUUCACAGACGCGUACGAUCUCUUCUGCAUAUCUCUGGUCACGAAGCUCCUUGGACGCAUCUACUACCAUGUGGACGGCUCCAAGAAGCCCGGAACGCUACCGCCGAACGUCUCAGCCGCUGUUAACGGCGUCGCGUUUUGCGGGACGCUGGCGGGUCAGCUCUUCUUCGGCUGGCUCGGCGAUAAAUUGGGGAGGAAGAAAGUGUACGGGAUGACUCUAAUGCUCAUGGUUAUCGCUUCCGUCGCCUCUGGUUUGUCCUUCGGAUCAGACCCCAAGUCUGUAAUGGCCACUCUCUGUUUCUUCCGCUUCUGGCUCGGCUUCGGCAUCGGUGGAGAUUACCCUUUGUCGGCUACGAUAAUGUCCGAAUACUCUAACAAGAAGACUCGCGGUGCGUUUAUCGCCGCCGUUUUCGCCAUGCAGGGAUUCGGAAUCAUGACCGGUGGGAUUUUCGCAAUCAUCGUAGCGGCUGCGUUUGAGGCUGGGUUUCCGGCCCCUGCAUACGAGGUGGACGCAGUCGCGUCGACGGUUCCUCAGGCGGAUUACGUCUGGAGAAUCAUUCUGAUGGUCGGAGCUUUGCCCGCUGCUCUGACGUACUACUGGAGGACGAAGAUGCCCGAAACGGCACGGUACACUGCGUUGGUCGCUAAGGACGGGAAACAGGCGGCUUCGGACAUGUCUAAGGUUCUGCAAGUUGAGAUCGAAGCGGAACAGCAGAAAGUGGAACAGCUUGCUCAGGAUAAGUCCAAUUCCUUUGGCUUGUUCUCCAAGGAAUUCCUUCGCCGGCACGGGCUUCACUUGCUCGGGACGACCAGCACUUGGUUCUUGCUCGACAUCGCCUUCUACAGCCAGAACUUGUUCCAGAAGGACAUUUUCAGCGCGAUCGGAUGGAUUCCUCCCGCUCAGACCAUGAACGCCAUCCAAGAAGUCUUCAGAAUCGCCCGUGCUCAGACCCUCAUCGCCCUGUGCAGUACCGUCCCCGGCUACUGGUUCACCGUCGGUCUCAUCGACAUCAUCGGAAGAUUCGCCAUCCAGCUGAUGGGUUUCUUCUUCAUGACGGUGUUCAUGUUCGCUUUAGCCAUUCCUUACGACCACUGGACUCACAAGGACAACAGAAUCGGAUUCGUGGUGAUGUACUCUUUAACCUUCUUCUUCGCCAACUUCGGACCUAAUGCCACGACCUUUGUGGUUCCUGCCGAGAUCUUCCCGGCAAGACUCAGGUCAACCUGCCAUGGAAUAUCCGCUGCAUCGGGUAAAUUGGGAGCCAUUGUAGGUGCAUUCGGGUUCUUGUACUUGGCUCAGAGCCCGGACAAGGCAAAGACAGAGGCAGGAUACCCUCCUGGUAUCGGGGUGAGGAACUCCCUUAUCGUGUUGGGCGUCGUCAACUUCUUGGGGAUGGUAUUCACUUUCUUGGUGCCUGAAUCAAAAGGCAAGUCUCUGGAAGAAAUGUCGGGAGAAAACGAGGAGAACGACAACGACAACAACAGCAACAACAAUAGGACCGUCCCCAUCGUAUAGUUUUUUAUCUCUCUGAUGAUAUGUUACGUUUGCGAUGAUGUUCGGGUUUUGGGCAAGAACAAAGAUUUAGGCUUUGUUGUCUUAUUUUGUGAACUCUCUCUUGUUUCUUUUAUGUAAUAUGUUAAUCAUUAAAUGAACGCUACAGAGUUCAACA